This is a messenger RNA of Fusarium odoratissimum NRRL 54006, 1121 nucleotides long. Its product is annotated as ATP-dependent Clp protease, protease subunit. Bases 562 to 1011 code for a protein of 149 amino acids. Gene Ontology annotation, biological process: protein quality control for misfolded or incompletely synthesized proteins. Gene Ontology annotation, cellular component: endopeptidase Clp complex. The record is from RefSeq and is a predicted model, not a curated record. The transcript is spliced from 3 exons. Gene Ontology annotation, molecular function: serine-type endopeptidase activity; ATP-dependent peptidase activity; ATPase binding. Lineage: Eukaryota; Fungi; Ascomycota; Sordariomycetes; Hypocreales; Nectriaceae.
GAACAGCUAAAUUUCUCCCGGGGUCGGAUCGUUAUCGAUAAGAGCCCCAGCUUCGUAAAGCUUCCCCCACCACUUCCGCCCGGCCCCGGUCCGUAAACUUACAUCACCGUUCACAUAAAUUCGCGACCAUGUUUCUACGGCCAAGAACGUUGCGCGUACUGCGCGGCGUGUCGCAACAACAUGUGAGAGCUUUUGGCUUCUCCAGUUCUUCCGGAAACUCGCCAAUGUCACCAAUGGGCAACAUUCCCAUGCCCUACAUCGAGGAGUCGUCGGCUGCCGGAAGAAAAACAUGUUUGUUCGGAUUGGUGUCGCAAAUGGUUCAAGAAGCUGAUGGGUUAUAGGGGAUAUCUUUUCCAAGCUACUACAGGAACGCAUCGUCGUCCUAAAUGGUGAAGUUAACGACUACAUGUCCGCUUCGAUCGUGUCACAGCUGCUUUGGCUCGAGUCCGAUACCCCCGAUAAGCCGAUCACGAUGUACAUCAACUCUCCUGGUGGUUCCGUCACCUCAGGUAGGUUCGCUCAACAACCAAUUCACAAUCGAGACUCACAAGGAGCACAGGAAUGGCGAUCUACGAUACCAUGACAUACAUCAAGUCACCAGUAUCAACAGUGUGUGUCGGCGGUGCUGCGUCAAUGGCCGCCAUCCUCCUCGCAGGAGGUGAAGCAGGCAAGCGAUUCUCUCUCCCCCACAGCUCGAUCAUGAUCCAUCAACCACUCGGUGGUACUCGAGGUCAAGCAUCCGAUAUCAUGAUUUACGCAAACCAGAUCCAGAAGACACGGGAACAGUCGAAUAGAAUCAUGCAGUAUCAUCUCAAUAAGGCAAAGGGUCAUGAAAAGUAUUCUCUUGAGGAGAUUAAUGAUCUGAUGGAACGGGAUAAAUAUCUGUCGCCGGAAGAGGCUUUGGAACUCGGAGUUAUCGAUGAGAUUUUGACGAAGAGGCCCGAGUCGGAGCAAGAGAAGAAGGAGAAGGAAGAGAAGCAGGGAGGGGCUGAUACACCCCAGACGAGUUGAGGCUUGGACUUUUGUGUUGAAGAUGUAUAUUAUUGCUAACAAGCGUUUAUGAAAUGCAUUCCCAGGUUUGCUUCUGAACAUUCAUUCUUGAGACCGUACCCACGCUCAGG